CCGCUGGAGACGUAGCGUUGCUUAGCGGCGCCGGCGCCGCGUGAUGACGUUGCGGGGGGGGAGGUCGGUGAAGGGUGGGAGCCAAGGCGGCGCGUGGCAGCUGCUUGGGACCGGCGGCCUCCUGCGAGCCCGGGCUUUAGUCACGUUACCUACAAAGAGAAGAACGUGUAUGGUGCAGAGCUGUGGUGUAACAAUUGGAUCCCUUACCUUGAAGAACUUUAUGGAAUAGUUUCAUGCAGCGAUUAAAUCCAGUAUUCCAGGCAAAGCCCUCGUUGAACUAGUUCUUUGGACUUCUGUGGUUCUACCUAAGAGUGGGAUGGCAGCAGUAAGCAGGACUCUGGGUUUGCUGCGUCAGGAUGCCAUGCACAGGUUACUCCCCAUUGCUUGCCAUCUGCAUACAUCCCUCAGCCAACAUAACUCCAACAGGACGUCCAUCGCCCGCAUUCAGAGGCAGACGUACGGCAGGACCUACCCAGUGCUCUUGGUCAGGCCUGAUGGAUCUGCUAUUCAUAUCCGCUAUAAGGAGCCAAGGCGGAUCCUUACAAUGCCUGUAGACAUCAACACUCUUUCCGAGGCUGAAAGAAGAGCGAGGUUACGGAAACGCGAUCCCAGAAGGCUUAAGAGCAAACAGGAGAAAGUGUUGGAUGAUGAGUUUAAUUUGGAUGAUUACAGAAAAUUUUGGAAGAAGAAAUGACUUUGUUCUGAGGAUCUGUGGAAGUGUAAAGGGAAGAUUUGGCAACCCGGGCCUGUGGAGAAGGAGACUAUAACUUACUGUUAUAAAGAGAAAGUUCAUAGCUGAGUACA
Molecule: messenger RNA, 804 nt
Organism: Mauremys reevesii (Reeves's turtle)
Lineage: Eukaryota; Metazoa; Chordata; Testudines; Geoemydidae
Gene: MRPL55
Product: mitochondrial ribosomal protein L55
Exons: 4
Coding region: 317-694 (125 amino acids)
Biological process (GO): translation
Cellular component (GO): mitochondrial large ribosomal subunit
Molecular function (GO): structural constituent of ribosome
Source: RefSeq, a predicted model, not a curated record